Messenger RNA from Notothenia coriiceps (black rockcod), 1620 nucleotides. It is a transcript of the gene c1qtnf5, whose product is annotated as C1q and TNF related 5. The record is from RefSeq and is a predicted model, not a curated record. The transcript has 4 exons. Gene Ontology annotation, molecular function: protein binding. Bases 132 to 884 code for a protein of 250 amino acids. NCBI's taxonomy places the organism in Eukaryota, Metazoa, Chordata, Actinopteri, Perciformes, Nototheniidae.
GUUUCCCAAACAAUGUUUUUCCCAGGCAGACACAAGGAGGGAGGGACGACUUUCACUUCUCUCCUGGACUCUCUCACUUCAGCAGCGGCUCCCCUAAGACUUCAUACUGCAGCAUCUGCCCUGACGCUGCAAUGUCCUCGCUCCGGCUGUUGCCUCUGUUGCUCUCCCUCCUUCUCCUCCAAGUUCAUCUCUCAGACCAGUUAGAAGACAACAAGAUCCCCCCCAGUCUGUGCACUGGUCACCCCGGUAUCCCCGGCUCUGCUGGAGCUCACGGUGGUCCGGGUCAACCAGGAAGAGACGGGAGGGACGGGAGGGACGCUGCUGCGGGGGAGAAGGGACAGAUAGGGGAAACAGGAGGCCCAGGUGAGACAGGAGUGCGAGGCCUGACGGGGGACCGAGGUGAUAAUGGAGGAAAGGGGGAGAGGGGUCAGGCAGGAGAGUGUGCAGUCGCCCCAAAAUCUGCCUUCAGUGUCAAACUCUCCGAGGGCCACGCUCUACCCCUCACUGUGGGCGAUGUGGUCCGUUUUGACCAGGUUGUGAUCAAUGAACAGAGCGACUACAACACGGAGACGGGGCGCUUCACCUGCAAAGUGCCAGGAGUUUACUACUUUGCAGUCCACGCCACAGUGUACCGAGCCAGCCUGCAGUUUGACCUGAUGAAGAACGCACACAUUGUGGCAUCUUACUUUCAGUACUACGGCAACUGGCCUAAACCAGCGUCUCUGUCGGGCGGCUCCCUGCUCCACCUCGUCCCUGGGGACCAGGUGUGGGUCCAGAUGGCUCUCUCGGAGUACAAUGGAUUUUACUCCAGCACAAAGACAGACAGCACUUUCAAUGGCUUCCUGGUCUACUCAGACUGGAAAAACUCUGCUGUGUUUGCAUGACACGUGCAUAUGAACAAAACAAAGUCAUAUUCUACUUUGGGAAAUGACACAACCUGCCUUUUAUUUUCCUUUUUCAGUUUUUCUAAUUGAAUAGUUCCGGAUAGGCAGUGACUUGGUACAUCUGUAUUUGUGUAAUGAGUAUAAAACACUCCAGACUUUGUUACUUUAAUGGCACAUGCCUUACUGGUGAAGUGUGAGGCAUAUGCGCUGUUUAUUCAGUGUCUGUUCUUUAUCUGCAGCCUUUAAACUGCUGCAACACUUUAAUCUUGUAACAGAUGUUUGACAACGGCCUCCAGCCAACAACAGUCUACAAGUUCAAACCGCUUUUAUGUUUUGUAUUGCACUUUUGUUUUCCUCAAUAAUAUCUGCACAAAAAAAAUAAUAAUUGUGUUUUGAAAACACAAGUGACUGAUAUUUAUUUUACCUUAAAUACCAAUGCACGCUUUAUACUUUAUAUAGUAAGUUAGUUCUACAAUUUGAGCUUCAAUUUUUAAACUUGAUAUCUGUGUCAGUUUCACAACAUACCUGCCUGUGGACACCUCUGUUUUAUUAUAUAUAUACAUGUACAUACAUUUACAUUACAUGCAGUUUUGAGAAAAAGUACUCCGAUCCUUUACUAUUAGUACCAAUGAAACAGUGUAAAAACACUAUUCCUAAAAAUCCCUACUGAAGUUGAUUAUGAGCAAAUUGAAAUUAGAUUCUUACGGAGCCCCUAAAGGGACAUGAAAAAAAAAAA